AACGCGUUAGGCACACUAGGGUGGGGGCAAGGGAGGAGAAACUCGCCGGGAGAUCCCUAAACCGCAGCCUCAGACAAAACCUUCGCAUCUUAUCUCCAUUGGUUGACUUCACCAUCAGAUUCUCCAUAAUUGAUCCGGACCAUGCCGCCGAGAUGUCCUUUUCUCCGCCAUCUAUUCUUCUUACUACUGCUACUCUCACCAUGGAUCAUGUCUCCUUGCGGCGGCGCUGCCGACGAUGUGACGUAUCCGAUCGUGCCAUCUAGUCCCGGCCGCAGAACGAUUUUGCAGAUUCGUCAUGAGCCCAAUACGAACUUUGAUGUUGAUCCGUCUGGGAAAGUGUUUUUAAAGCAGCAAUCACCAGCGCAAACAAUAUGGUCCUUUUCAACAGGAUCACCUAUGCAUUCGUUAUAUCAGGCUCCUCUAAGUGCUAAUAACAACACAGAAAAUGCUACUGAGAUAAGUCGUCCUCACAUAAUAGUAGAAUAUCUGAACAACUCAAAGGCGGCUACAACUGUUGAUGGCUAUCAUAAUUGGACAGUUCAGGACUUUUUUAGGCAGAGGCCACUUGUGACGGAUGAUGGUGUGACUCUUGGGUCAGAAACAACUACUGCCUAUUUGGUUGAUGGUAGAUCAGGGAGGCUGAUUCAUGUUUACAAAUCAACCGGAGAUACUAAAAUUACUAAUGCUAUGGUGAAGCCCGCUAGCACUGAAGAUUUUGUGAAUGAACCUCUUCUUAUCAGGCGAACAGAUUCCAAACUAGAGCAUUUUAGUAAAACCACUGGAAAGCUUGUGUGGAAUUUGACGGUUUCUCACUUCAGAGCUUCUUUACUAUGUGAUCCAGUUUUCAAUUCUGGCUAUGAGCUCGGUCCUAAACUUCAAACUGGAAUUUAUAUGCCAUUGGUAUGUGGGUCACAAAUUGACGUUCGUGGCCCAGAAAUUGUUAUUAGGGUGCUCCAUGAUCAGCCAAUGAAAGUGAAAAUGCUACCUUCCCCUUCGCAAAAUCACUUAGAGAGCGAAAACAGCAUCAUGCAUUUUGAAAAAGCCAGAGAAUCAAGGAAGUUACAAGAGCAACAUGGGCACAAAUAUAGAUAUGUGUUUGGACAAUGGUCACCAGUAAAGUUAUUGGUCCCUUUAGUGCUUCUGGGUGUUGUUGUCUCUGUUUUCAUUAAAAAGUUUUCGUCGAGUGGCAGUGAUGUUAGUUCGAAAUCUGGACCUUCCAAAAAGAAGAAGAACCGUAAAUCAGGGAAGGAUGCAAAUAGGCAGUCAGUUCCUCGUGGCCAGGAUCAAUUCGAGCUCAUUGAAGGAGGUCAAAUGUUACUAGGCUUCAAUAACUUUCCAAGUGGUGCAACUGAUGGGCGAAAGAUCGGUAAGUUGUUUUUGUCAAGUAAAGAAAUUGCAAAGGGAAGUAACGGAACUGUGGUGUUCGAGGGUAUUUACGAAGGUCGGCCUGUAGCAGUAAAACGCAUUGUUCGAUCUCAUCAUGAGGUUGCUUUCAAGGAGAUUCAAAACCUCAUUGCAUCAGACCAACACCCAAACAUCAUUCGGUGGUAUGGUGUGGAGUAUGAUCAAGAUUUUGUAUACCUUUCUCUAGAGCGUUGCACGUGCAGUUUAGAUGAUCUAAUCAAAUCCUAUUUAGAGUUUUCUAUGACAAAAAUAUUGGGAAACAACGAUUCUACUGAAGGAGUGACUGCUUAUAAGAUCCAACUUGAUUCUUUGGAGGGAGUUAACAAAGGAAACAACUUUUGGAAAGUGGGGGGCCACCCAUCACCUCUCAUGCUUAAACUAAUGAGUGAUAUAGUUUGUGGGAUCGUCCACUUACACGAAUUGGGAAUAGUUCAUCGGGACUUGAAGCCACAAAAUGUGUUAAUUAGUAAAGAUAUGACUUUGAGUGCAAAACUUUCCGAUAUGGGCAUUAGCAAGCGUAUGUCCAGAGAUAUGUCAUCAUUGGGCCACCUUGCCACAGGUUCUGGUAGUUCGGGAUGGCAAGCACCAGAGCAGCUUCUACAUGGUCGUCAAACUCGUGCAGUGGACAUGUUUAGUUUAGGUUGUCUCAUCUUUUACACGAUAACCGGUUGUAAGCAUCCAUUUGGAGAUGAUCUUGAACGAGAUGUCAAUAUUGUGAAGAACAAAGUCGACCUAUUUCUAGUAGAACACGUUCCAGAAGCUUCAGACCUCAUAUCCCGUUUGUUGAACCCAAACCCUGAUUUACGUCCUAGCGCAACCGAAGUGCUACUCCAUCCUAUGUUUUGGAACUCAGAGAUGAGACUAUCUUUCCUUCGGGAUGCUAGUGACCGAGUUGAGCUUGAAAAUAGAGAAGCUGAUUCUGAAAUCUUGAAAGCAAUGGAGAGUACAGCUCCAGUGGCUAUAGGAGGGAAAUGGGAUGAAAAGCUAGAACCUGUUUUCAUCACAAACAUUGGGCGCUACAGGCGUUACAAAUACGAUAGCAUUCGUGACUUGUUACGAGUCAUCAGAAACAAACUGAAUCAUUAUCGAGAACUUCCUCCAGAAAUUCAGGAACUUGUCGGAACAGUUCCAGAAGGAUUUGACGAGUACUUUGCUGUACGGUUUCCAAAACUGUUGAUUGAAGUCUAUAGAGUCAUCUCUCUGCACUGCAGGGAAGAAGAAGUAUUCAAAAAGUACUUCAAAUGCAACAUCAUCUAAAAGACCGUUUCGCAUCCAGCACUUUAUAUGUUAGUUAUUGUAUGUUUGUCAUUGUUAUAUUACAUAAAUUAACUGCUAUCUAAAUGUUUAACGUAUAACUUAAGACUGCAACAUAUAGUACUUAUAUAGUUAUAUAUGUAUAUAUCUCUUCAUGUAAAAACUAUGUUUCAAGUGACGUAUUCUGCAACGAAAUAAGAUAUGUAUUUAGAAA
Arabidopsis lyrata subsp. lyrata is the source of this 2872-nucleotide messenger RNA. RefSeq names its product serine/threonine-protein kinase/endoribonuclease IRE1a. The record is from RefSeq and is a predicted model, not a curated record. NCBI's taxonomy places the organism in Eukaryota, Viridiplantae, Streptophyta, Magnoliopsida, Brassicales, Brassicaceae. Gene Ontology annotation, biological process: mRNA processing; IRE1-mediated unfolded protein response; intrinsic apoptotic signaling pathway in response to endoplasmic reticulum stress. Bases 142 to 2661 code for a protein of 839 amino acids. Gene Ontology annotation, molecular function: ATP binding; RNA endonuclease activity; protein serine/threonine kinase activity. The transcript has 8 exons. Gene Ontology annotation, cellular component: IRE1-TRAF2-ASK1 complex.